Messenger RNA from Pleuronectes platessa (European plaice), 1546 nucleotides. RefSeq names its product protein phosphatase 1, regulatory subunit 8b (gene ppp1r8b). The coding region runs from base 43 to 1095 and encodes 350 amino acids. The transcript has 7 exons. Gene Ontology annotation, molecular function: protein serine/threonine phosphatase inhibitor activity; protein binding; mRNA binding. The record is from RefSeq and is a predicted model, not a curated record. Gene Ontology annotation, cellular component: nuclear speck. Lineage: Eukaryota; Metazoa; Chordata; Actinopteri; Pleuronectiformes; Pleuronectidae.
UUUUUCCCAUCAUGCCGCGCGGCUCCGCGAAGAUGAGGCAAGAUGGCGACUAAAAUAAGCACAGAGAGUAGUCCCCCUCCUUUUGAUUGUCCGACAUGGGCAGGAAAGGCUCCUCAAGGGCUCCAUCUAGACGUGAUGAAGGGAGACAAACUGGUAGAAAAACUCAUCAUUGAUGAAAAGAAGUACUACCUGUUCGGGAGGAACCCCGACUGGUGUGACUUCACCAUCGACCACCAGUCCUGCUCACGUGUCCACGCCGCCCUGGUCUACCACAAACAUCUGAAAAGGGUCUUCCUCCUAGACCUCAACAGCACACACGGUACUUUCCUCGGACACAUCCGCCUUGAGGCACACAAGCCUCAGCAGGUCCCCAUAGACUCUACGAUAUCUUUCGGGGCCUCGACGCGGACCUACACCAUCAGAGAGAAACCCCAAACCCAAGGCACUGCUGGUACAGGGGACAGUAAGGCGGGAGAGGAUGAGGAACUAAAAGGGCUGCUUGGGCUUCCAGAAGAAGAGACGGAGCUAGAGAACCUGACAGAGUUCAACACAGCUCACAACAAGCGCAUCUCGCUCCUAACCAUCGAAGAGGGAAACCUUGAAAUCCAGAGGCCCAAGAGAAAACGGAGGAGCUCCAGAGUUACUUUCAGUGAAGAAGACGCCAUCAUUAAUCCAGAGGAUAUUGACCCCUCGGUGGGACGCUUUAGAAAUAUGGUGCAGACUGCUGUCGUCCCUAUCAAGAAACGGAGAUCGGAGGGCCAAAACACCUUGGGUCUGGACGACAUGAUUUCAAAACGUAUCCACAGCUACAGCUUGGGCGGGGGUCUCUACGGGGACUUGCCUCCCUCUAGUCUUGAUAACCAGCCAACUGGAGCUCCUGGAGGUGCUGCCAUGCAGGGAGGGCUUCCCCUGCCCUUCCCUAAUCCAGCACCAGAGGUGGACCUGGCCCCAGAGGCUAACCAGCCUCCUGUCACCCUCAACCCUACCCCCGUUAUAGCCCCCUACCUACCAGAGACCCACAACGAGCCACGCAAAAAGAAAUAUGCCAAAGAAGCUUGGCCGGGCAAGAAACCCACCCCAUCACUACUCAUCUAACCAGUUUGUUAAAGCUGCUGACUCUCAGGUUACCAGUAGUACACCAUGAACUGUGACCUGGCAGAGGUGGAGUCACUCGCUUCCCUUUUUUUAUUAAUUUGUUGUGUUACACAUUAUCAUCAGAAAGAAAUCACGCAAUUUAAUAUUGCCGCGUCUCAAGACAUCGUCCACUUUAAGUCAGCAGUUGAUAUUUUGGCAGGAAGAGUUCAAUCUUUGUGACUGUGAACAAAUAUAAAAGACAUCAACAGACUUGGCUGUGAGCAUUUAGUACCAGAUUGGCAAUGAAAUAUACCCGUGUGAGUGACAGGCUACAAGGAAAUCGUGGGUCAACAAGUUAUGUUUUUGAUGUGGUGGAUGUCAAGGACAGUUUUUUUCUACUAAACAUAUUUCAACAGUUUUUUCACGUCGUCAAUAUUUUGAUAAUGCUAUUAAAAAAAAUGGCUUAAAAGUA